Messenger RNA from Oryctolagus cuniculus (rabbit), 2648 nucleotides. It is a transcript of the gene NFE2L3, whose product is annotated as NFE2 like bZIP transcription factor 3. The record is from RefSeq and is a predicted model, not a curated record. Lineage: Eukaryota; Metazoa; Chordata; Mammalia; Lagomorpha; Leporidae. Gene Ontology annotation, cellular component: nucleus. Gene Ontology annotation, molecular function: DNA-binding transcription factor activity, RNA polymerase II-specific; RNA polymerase II cis-regulatory region sequence-specific DNA binding. Gene Ontology annotation, biological process: regulation of transcription by RNA polymerase II.
CGCCUCUCCCCAGCCCGGGCCGCGCCAGGCAAGGUGCCGGUUGCCGAGGGAGUGCCUUUGUGCCCGGCUCAGGAAACCCGCGACGACCGCUGUGUCCUCGGCUCCGUUGUUUCGGCCCUCGGUGCGCUCGCUGCAGGUGCGGGCGUGCGCGGCGGCGGGAGCGCUGAGGGCCCCGGCGCAGGCGGGAGAUGAAGCUCCUGAAGCCGUGGGGAAAGGCUGGCGGCGGCCUCCUGCACCUCACGGUGCUGUUGAGCUUGGCGGGGCUCCGCCUGGACCUGGACCUGGGUCUGGACCUGGAUUUGCUCCUGCCGCCGCCCGCCGCGCUCCGGGAUGAGCUGCUACUGCUGCUGCUGCUGGGCGGCUCCGGCCGCUCAGCCUACGCACUCAGCCCCUUCCCCGCCUGGGGUAGCUGGGGGCGCGCCCGGCAGCUGCACCCCAAGAGCCGGGAGCACGACCCUGCGGUGCCACCCGAGGGCCACCUGCUCCGGGAGGUGCGCGCGCUCGGGGCGCCCUUCAUCCGCCGCACCCGGGUGGAUGCCUGGCUGGUGCACAGCGUGGCGGACGGGGACGCGGACGGGGCCCCGGGGCUGUUCGGCGCCGCCUCGGCGGGAGGGGUCGGCGCCAGUGUGGACGGCGACAGCCAUGCCGCGCCCGGGGGUGGCGGGGACCUGCGACUGGCCCGGAGUAGCCCAGUGGCGGCCGGGGAGGAGGAGAAGGCGCCCGCGGAACCGACGGCCCAGGUGCCGGACGCUGGUGGAGGCGCGAGCCAGGAGAACGACUUGCUAAGAGAGAAGGGUGAAGCUGUGGAUUGCGGCUCUCAGCACCAGGAAGAUGAGGCAAAGGCGUCAGCCCAGGAGAGGCCACGCCAGCAAAAGACUGCAGAUGGCAACAGAGCAGCAGCUAAAGCUGCCUGGGAGGCAGAGGCAGGCAGUGGCUCUGGAAGUGAGAUACAGCUAAAUGGAGCAGAUACUUCUCUCUCUCUGGAGGACUUAUUUCAGUUGCUUUCCUCACAGCCAGAAUAUUCACUGGAGGGCACCUCAUUAGAGGAUAUUUCUCUUCAAGAUAACAUCAGUGAUGGCAUGAAUUCUCCAGCACAUAUAGACUUCAGCCAGGCUCUGAGUCACGAUGUGAAUCUUCAUGAGGCCAUGCUACUGUACCCUAACAGUACAUUUCGAAGAGAUCCCACGUCAAGGACUUCCCAGGCACAAGAACCAUUUCUUCAGUUUUCUCCUCCCACCAAUCCUGAGCAAACCUUCCAUGGAACUAAUCUCACAAGACUUCUACCUGUUGACAAUCAGAUGAGGAAUCUCACAAGCCAAGACCUACUACAUGACCUUGAUAUAACCAUGUUUGAUGAGAUAAACUUAACAUCACUGGCCAUAGAAGAAGGGUUUAAUCCAGUAGAAAUUUCCCAGCUUUUUGAAGAACCUGAUUCUGAUUCUGAUCUUUCCUUAAAUUCAAGUCACAACAGCACCUCUGUUAGCAAGUCUAGUUCUUCUCAUUCUGUGUGUGAAGGUGCUACAGGUUCUAACAGUGACCUUGAACCUCUUUCUUGUGAUUUAGAAGGGGCUGUAGGAGGCUACUACCCAGAACCUAGUAAGUUUCACCACACAGACCACGGGGAUCUUGCAUUUCAACAUGUAUUGCACAACCAUACUUACCACUUCCAGCCAUGUGCACCAGAAUCCACUUCUGUGCCUUUUUCAUGGUCUGGGACAUCACAGAAGAUGAGUAAGUGCACUGAUGACACAGACAGAAACUUGAGCCGUGAUGAACGGUGUGCUAAAGCUCUGCGUAUCCCUUUUUCUGUAGAUGAAAUUGUCCGCAUGCCUGUCGAUUCCUUCAACAGCAUGUUAAGUAGGCACUAUCUGACAGAUUUACAAGUCUCACUCAUCCGUGACAUCAGACGAAGAGGAAAAAAUAAAGUUGCCGCUCAGAACUGCCGUAAACGCAAAUUAGACAUAAUUUUGAAUUUAGAAGAUGAUGUAUGUAACUUACAAGCCAAGAAGGAAACCCUUGAGAGCGAGCGAGCCCAAUGUAGCAAAGCCAUUAACAUGAUGAGGCAGAAACUACAUGACCUUUAUCACGAUGUUUUUAGUAGGCUGAGAGAUGAUCAAGGUAGGCCAGUCAAUCCAAACCAGUUUGCUCUUCAGUGUAGCCAUGAUGGAAGUGUUUUGAUUGUACCCAAAGAACUGGCAGCCUCAGGCCACAAAAAGGAAAACCAAAAGGGAAAAAGAAAAAAGUGAAAGAAAUCAAAGAUGGUCUCCCCUUAUUAUGUGAAUGCACACACAGUAAUUUUCAAAAACUGAUUACUUUGGUCACAACCCAAAAAGGUUUGGUUCUUGCUUGUAAACUUGGGACUUUAUUCAAGUGUGUGAGUUGGUCACUCAACUUGAACCUGAUAGAACUGCCCAUCAGACUUGCAGGAAUUCAGGGGAAGGUACAACUCAAGUCCUCCUGCUGCAUAUACCUGAUUCCAGCUGUAUGCAAGAAGCAUUAAGACACUACUCACUUUGGCAGCUUUUGGAAGAUGACCUUUCUAAAAUGCAAAGCAGGCUUAACUUUUUUUAAGUGUUAGCAUUAUAGUGAGCUCCUCAAAAGCUGAUUUUUAUGACUUUUCUGUGAAAAUAAAUUCUUAUUUGUUGGAA